AUGGGCAGCAGGGAGCAGCAGCGCGGCCGGAGGGACCGCUUCAUCGUCAUCCCCUUCUCCGCCUGCCGCUCCGCCGCCAGCGUCGACGUCGUCCACUCCAAGAAGCCCCGAGGUGCUGGCUGUAGCGGCGAGGGGACGUCGGCGGCGCCGGGGAUUAAGCCGGCCAAGGGGGAGUCGCUGUCGCUGGUGGCGCGGCUGCUCCGGGGGUUCAAGAACCUCUCCCACCAGAUCUUCGCGGUGUACGACGACGAGGAGGAGGAGGAGGAGGAGCCGGAGAUGGUGAUCGGGCUCCCCACGGACGUCAAGCACGUCGCGCACAUCGGCUGGGACGGCAGCACCAGCACCACCUCCAGCGUCCGCUCCUGGAACCGCGCCGCCCCUCCUCCUGGCACCACCGCUCCGGCCACCGCGUCGGCGUCCACCUCAGUCUCAGCCUCCUCCUCCGCCGCUCCUCCACCGCCAAAGGCGCAGCCGCCGGCGCUGUCCGCGCGGCAGUUCGAGCUCGCCAUGGCCGCGCAGGCGUCCGCGGCCACCACGGGGACCACGGCCAGCACCAGCGGCACCGGCACCAGCGGCGCCGCCCGGCGCCACCGCCACUACAGCUAG
This is a messenger RNA of Triticum turgidum subsp. durum (durum wheat), 606 nucleotides long. Lineage: Eukaryota; Viridiplantae; Streptophyta; Magnoliopsida; Poales; Poaceae. The record is from the annotation of a GenBank genome assembly.